This is a messenger RNA of Suncus etruscus (white-toothed pygmy shrew), 2412 nucleotides long. RefSeq names its product plasminogen activator, tissue type (gene PLAT). Gene Ontology annotation, cellular component: extracellular region. Lineage: Eukaryota; Metazoa; Chordata; Mammalia; Eulipotyphla; Soricidae. Bases 9 to 1700 code for a protein of 563 amino acids. The record is from RefSeq and is a predicted model, not a curated record. Gene Ontology annotation, biological process: plasminogen activation; smooth muscle cell migration. Gene Ontology annotation, molecular function: serine-type endopeptidase activity. The transcript is spliced from 13 exons.
CACUGAGAAUGAACCCAAUGAAGAGAGAGUUGUGGUUUGUGCUGCUGCUUUGUGCAGCAGCCUUCACUUUGCCCAGCCAGAACGUCCACACACGAUUCAGAAGAGGAACCAGAUCUCUUAGAGUCACCUGCAGAGAUGAGAAGACACAGAUGACUUACUGGCAAUACCAGUCGUGGUUGCGCCCUAUGCUGAGAAGCAACCGAGUGGAAUACUGCUGGUGUAACAAUGGCUGGCCUCAGUGCCACUCAGUGCCUGUUAAAGGUUGCAGUGAACCCAGGUGCUACAAUGGAGGGACAUGUUGGCAGGCUCUAUAUUUCUCAGAUUUUGUCUGCCAGUGCCCUGAAGGAUUUGCUGGGAAACACUGUGAAAUAGAUACAAGUGCUACGUGUUACAAGGACCAGGGUAUCACCUAUAGGAGCACAUGGAGCACAGCAGAAAGUGGCUCUGAGUGUGUCAACUGGAACAGCAGUGUGCUGGCCUGGAAAGUCUAUAAUGGACGAAGGCCUGAUGCUGUUAAGCUGGGUCUUGGGAAUCACAACUACUGCCGAAACCCAGACAAAGACACAAAGCCCUGGUGUUAUGUCUUCAAAGUGGGAAAGUACAUUCCUGAGUUCUGCAGCACUCCUGUCUGUUCCACAGGAAGAAACAAGGACUGCUACUACAAAAAUGAUUUAACAUAUCGUGGCACCCAUAGCCGUACCAUGUCUGGUGCCUCCUGCCUCCCUUGGGACUCCAAGCUUCUAGUGCACAAGAUCUACACAGCAAGGAAGGCAAAUGCCCAGGCACUAGAUUUGGGCAGGCAUAAUUACUGCAGGAAUCCAGACAAGGAUAUCAAGCCUUGGUGUCAUGUGCUGAAGGACAACAAGUUAGCCUGGGAAUACUGUGACGUGCCACAGUGCUCCACCUGUGGUCUGAGACAAUACAAGAGGCCUCAGUUCCGAAUUAAAGGAGGACUCUUCACAGAUAUCACGUCGCAUCCAUGGCAGGCUGCCAUCUUUGCCAAGUACAGGAGGAUGCAAGGAGAAAGGUUUUUGUGCGGGGGUAUACUCAUCAGUUCCUGCUGGGUUCUCUCUGCAGCUCACUGCUUCCAGGAGAGGAUUCUCCCCCAACGCCUGACAGUGGUGUUGGGCAGAACAUACCGCUUGAUCCCUGGAGAAGAUGAACAAAAAUUUGACGUAAAAAAAUAUGUAGUCCAUAAAGAAUUUGAUGAUGACACUUACAACAAUGAUAUUGCAUUACUACAGCUGAAGUCAGAGUCACUUUCCUGUACACAGGAAAGUGACGCAGUGCGCACUGUCUGUCUCCCGGAGGCCAACCUGCAGCUGCCUGACUGGACAGAGUGCGAGUUGUCAGGCUAUGGCAAACAUGAGGAAUUUUCUCUUUCCUUUUCUGAACGUCUAAAGGAGGCUCAUGUUAGGUUAUACCCUGCCAGCCGCUGUACGACACAACAUUUGCUCAACAAAACUGUUACAAACAAUAUGCUUUGUGCUGGGGAUACCCGAAGUGGUGGAAACCAGGUCAACCUGCAUGAUGCCUGCCAGGGUGACUCAGGAGGUCCCCUGGUGUGUAUGAAGGACAAUCGCAUGACUUUGGUUGGCAUCAUCAGUUGGGGCCUUGGUUGUGGGAAGAAAGAUCUUCCCGGAGUAUACACAAAAGUUGUUAAUUACUUAGACUGGAUUCAAGAAAAUAUGCAGCCAUGACAGAAAUACCCAAUUCCCUGAAAUAAUAGAAGAACCUGAUAGGCUCCUCCUAAGAUACAUCAAAGCAGUGCUCCUUUAUAUAUAUUUCUCCUUGAGCCAUCAUCUAGUAUAAGUGUGGGCAGAACCCUUGGAAGAGGGGAGAGGCUAUAUUUUCAUAGGUACUGCCCAUUUUGGAAGUUUUCGGUGUGUAAUGUUUGAAAGGACAGAUCAAGUCAAUCCCUCUGGGACCAACACCGUCUACGGCAGAAGAGAGGCUGCCAAGGAGCCUAACCUAAUCUGUUAAUGUGAACAGCUUUGGAAAUAGGAACACAGGUUAAAAUAAAUACACAUCUGGACAGUAACAAAUGACUUGAUCUUUCAAGUCAUUGAUCUUUCAAGGAUUGUAUUCAAACUAGAAUGCCUAUUUAUAGUCAUAAGGAGGCUAAGUGUGGCCUCCUGGUAAGGACGGGGCUGGCUGGCCAGCUUUAAGUUCCUCAAAAUCACCCUUUAAGUUAUUUGACUUCUGCUUUCUCUACUCUACAACUCUUACAAGGAAUUUCUAUUAUGUGAGAGAUACAUCUAAUAAGCCUUAUUAGAAUAAAACUACUGCAUUUUAGUAACUGACAGAAAUUGUUUUAGCCAAUUUACAGAAAUUUUGUUUUUACUUUCUGUGGUCACAAUUCUAUAUUACACUGUAAUGAAACAAUAAAUUAAAAUAUAUUUUCACAUUUUC